Messenger RNA from Puccinia triticina, 801 nucleotides. RefSeq lists its product as uncharacterized. Bases 1 to 801 code for a protein of 266 amino acids. NCBI's taxonomy places the organism in Eukaryota, Fungi, Basidiomycota, Pucciniomycetes, Pucciniales, Pucciniaceae. The transcript has 7 exons. The record is from RefSeq and is a predicted model, not a curated record.
AUGCUGAUGUUUCUUGCACAAGUCCUCCAGGGGUUCGCUCCCUUUGAUUACUUUGCAUGGGCGCUCGAAUUCGUUGAGGGCUAUGGAUGUAGUCAACUCGCUGGUUCCAGUCUGUUCCAGUGUGUUUCCUCUUCUCGACGCGUCUGGCCGACUCGUGACGCGUGCGGGGGUGGGUUGAGAGAACUUUCGUCACUUCGCCGCUCCGCCACGAAGAAGAGCAGCCUCAACUGGAACCAACCAUCUCCUCAUCGGCAGCACAUCCGAGCAGUGAUGCGGCACCCCGAUCAGGCUCACGCGUCCAAGAAAUCAGAUGAUCAGCACAGACUCGCCAAUCUCAAAUCGUCAUCUCCUCUGCGCUUCCCUCCUCAAACUCAACCGUCACUGGUAGAAGGUCCGGCCGUCCGAAGCCCUCGAGCAAACCCUUGUUCUUUCCACCAUCUUCAAAUGAACUCCACGUCCAUCUUGCCCAUCGAACCGACGAAGCGACAUCCACUCUACCGUCCCCCCGCUCUCGUCCCCAUCCGUACAUCCGAAGCUGCACCCCACCCAACUUCUAGCCAGGCCGCGCCCCCCGAGCCAGGAACUCAGACAGCCAUCGGGGCAACCCUCGUCCCGCUCCAGGACUCGAUGCAGACCUUCCGUCAGUACAUGCAGGGCUUCAAGAAAACAUAUCGCUUGGCUUUCGACCUCACAAUCUCCGUCGAGGACGCCUCCACGCUUUCUGACGGCGACCAACUGCUCUAUGCAAACUAUAUGCGCAAGAUGCGUCUUACUUCACAGAUAAACUUGAACUCGGACUAG